Pterocles gutturalis (yellow-throated sandgrouse) is the source of this 1426-nucleotide messenger RNA. RefSeq names its product atrial natriuretic peptide receptor 2-like. The record is from RefSeq and is a predicted model, not a curated record. The annotation marks the transcript as partial. Gene Ontology annotation, molecular function: peptide hormone binding; natriuretic peptide receptor activity; ATP binding. The transcript is spliced from 13 exons. Gene Ontology annotation, biological process: cGMP biosynthetic process; protein phosphorylation; receptor guanylyl cyclase signaling pathway. Gene Ontology annotation, cellular component: membrane. Lineage: Eukaryota; Metazoa; Chordata; Aves; Pterocliformes; Pteroclidae.
UUUGGGGAAACCCCGCGGGGUUGCUCCUCCCAUGACCCCUUCAAGCCCUGGCAGCAGAGCCCAGGCCAGGACUCGGGGCUGCGUGAGGCUUUCCGGAUGGUGCUGGUGAUCACCUACUAUGAGCCCCAGAACCCCGAGUACCAGCACUUCCAAACCCAGCUUAUCCUGCGAGCUAAGCAGAAUUUCGGGGUGCAGCUCAACUACUCCCUGAUGAACCUCGUUGCGGGGUGUUUCUAUGAUGGGAUGCUGCUGUACGCCAUGGUUCUGAACGAGACUCUGCAGGAGGGCGGCUCCAAGAAAAACGCCACCCACAUCAUUGAGAAGAUGCGGGACCGCAAAUUCCAGGGUGUGACAGGGCUGGUGAGCAUGGACAGCAACAACGACCGGGACACGGACUUCAACCUGUGGGCCAUGGGCGACCCUGAGAGCGGGCAGUAUGAGGUGGUGGGACACUACUCGGGUGUGGAGAAGCAGAUCCAUUGGCUGGGACGACCCAUCCCAUGGGUGAAGGGGGCUCCCCCCUUGGACAACCCGCCCUGUGUCUUUGAAGUGGAUGAUCCCUCCUGCGAUAAAACCCCCCUCUCCAUGCUGGCUAUCGUGGCUUUGGGCACCGGCCUCACCUUUGUCAUGUUUGGCAUCUCCAGCUUCCUCAUCUUCAGGAAGCUGAUGCUGGAGAAGGAGCUCGCCAGCAUGCUCUGGAGGAUCCGCUGGGAUGAGCUGCAAUUCGGGAGCCCUGAGCGGUACCACAAGGCAGCGGGCAGCCGGCUUACCCUGUCCCUGCGUGGCUCCAGCUACGGCUCCCUGAUGACCACCCAUGGCAAGUACCAGAUCUUUGCCAACACCGGCCACUUCAAGGGUAACGUCGUGGCCAUCAAGCACAUCAACAAGAAGCGCAUCGAGCUGACGCGGCAGGUGCUCUUUGAGCUGAAACAUAUGCGGGACAUCCAGUUCAACCACCUGACCCGCUUCAUUGGGGCGUGCAUUGACCCCCCCAACAUCUGCAUUGUCACCGAGUACUGCCCACGAGGCAGCCUGCAGGAUGUUCUGGAGAAUGAGAGCAUCAGCCUGGACUGGAUGUUUCGCUACUCCCUCAUCAAUGACAUCAUCAAGGGAAUGGCCUUCCUGCACAACAGCAUCAUCGGUCACCAUGGGAGCCUCAAGUCAUCCAACUGUGUGGUGGACAGCCGCUUCGUGCUGAAGAUCACCGACUACGGGCUGGCCAGCUUCCGCACGCCCUGUGACGGCGAGGAAACGCAAAAACAGUGAGUGCCCAAGCUGUGGACAGCCCCGGAGCUGCUGCAGAAGGGGCGCCUGCCCACCCCAGGCAUGCAGAAAGCCGAUGUUUACAGCUUCGGCAUCAUCGUGCAGGAGGUUGCCCUGCGCAACGGCCCCUUCUACAUCGAGGGCAUGGACCUGAGCCCCAAAG